AUGAGCGUGCUCGCGCCCGCCAGAUCAUGUCACCCGCACGGUCAUCCUACUUACUCAUGUGCGACGUCUCCUUUGACUCUGCGAGUCAAGUUCGUCUUGGCUGAACUGGUUGUUUCCUACGACGUCAUCGAGCUCAACAUCCCAUACAGCAAGCCCGACUGGUACAUGGAGAAAGUGAACCCCGCCGGCCUCGUGCGUCUCCCCACUCUUCUCAUCACAGCCCCUCCCGAAUCCGCCAACCCGCCGGUUCCGGCACGCACCGCAGGUCCCGCACCUCAUCUACGGCGGCCCCCGCUGCGCGAAGACGAAGCGCCCUCCCCCUCCGCGCUCGCAGUCACCGACUCCGCGCUCUUCCUCGCCUUCCUCGCGGACGACCUCUUCCCCGCCGCGGGCCUCCGUCCCACCGCGAUCGCCGCGCACCUUGCGGACCUGCUCUGCCUGCUCUUCACGUUCGCGAUCGUCGGGGAGCCCGCGGCGCCGCUCGUCGCCGCGCUCGGGGCGCUCGAGGGGACGUUGCCCCCCGACGGCGGGUGGGUCGCGGGCGCGGGCGAGGCGUGGAGCGUCGCGGACGCGGCAGUCGUCCCGGUGCUGCUGUUCCUCCGCGCGGGGUUCAGGGCGGAGGCGGAGACGAUGGACGCCGCGGAGGCGGGGAAGGUCGCGCGGGCGCUGGAGGCGCCACUGAUUGCGCGGUACUUGGAGGACAACUUGAGGCGCGAGAGCGUCGCGAAGUUGUGGGACGAGGAGGCGAUGACGAAGGUGUUCAAGCACGUGGCUGUCAAGAGGGUUGCGGCUGCGAAGGCGGCGAGCGCGCGCGCGUAG
Epithele typhae is the source of this 819-nucleotide messenger RNA. RefSeq lists its product as uncharacterized. The transcript is spliced from 3 exons. The coding region runs from base 1 to 819 and encodes 272 amino acids. The record is from RefSeq and is a predicted model, not a curated record. NCBI's taxonomy places the organism in Eukaryota, Fungi, Basidiomycota, Agaricomycetes, Polyporales, Epitheliaceae.